This is a messenger RNA of Meloidogyne enterolobii, 1221 nucleotides long. The record is from the annotation of a GenBank genome assembly. NCBI's taxonomy places the organism in Eukaryota, Metazoa, Nematoda, Chromadorea, Rhabditida, Meloidogynidae.
AAAAUGUUUAAAACAAUCAUUUUAUCUGCUCCAAAACGAAAUUAUGUUAAUCUUGAUUAUGCUAGACAUAUGCCUAAGGAUUAUGUUGAUCGGAUGAAAAGACACGUGCCUACAAAAGUUUAUGAUAACAGAUUUGGUGCUCCGCCUGUUCAUCGUUGGGCUGUUCCCCCAGAUGAUUACAAACCUUUAUUAAAAGAUUUUAAUGAUGGAUCUAGAAUUUUGCAAGCAAAAAGAAUUUGGGAAAUGGAAGCGUUUCAUGAAAGACUUGAACGUGAAAGGGAUCAUAAAUCUGCGUUAUUAUCCGUUAAAUUCUUUCGAAAAAGACGAAGAUUAGUACCACAAAUGUCUGCUGAACAUUGGACAAUUUUUCCUGGCGAUCAAGUAGAAGUGAUGAUUGGACCAGAUAGAGGAAAGAAAGGAGUCGUUUCUCAUGUAAUUAAAGAAGAAAAUGCCGUUUUUGUUGAAGGUCUUCAUAAAAAAUUGGUUGAAACUGUUCCUGAGGAAGUUAUGAAAACUUAUGAAUUACCUCAAACAGCAAUGUUUUUUGAACAACCUCUUUUUGUUCAUAAAGGGGAAGUUAAAUUAAUUGACCCAAAUGACAAUGAAUCUUGUUUUGCAAAAUGGAUGUUAAAUGAAGAUAAAACAGAAUAUGUCCGAGUGAGUACACGAACAGGUUAUCAAAUUCCGCUCCCUCAAGCAGCAAGACGUACUUAUGAAUAUUCAUCACCAGAUAAUUAUAUCGAAGUUGUGGGGAAAGAUACACCAGCAGAUGUUGCUUUAUUAUCAACAUAUGAACCAAAAUUGAGUACUUUUGAAGAAGAAAUUGAGCAAGAAAUGGGUUUGGCUAAGAGAGGAACAAAAGACGAAAAGAAUUUGGAACGUCCAAAAACUUUUUGGUAUUAAAAAAAUUUUAGGAGGUUUGGAAUUUUAUUUAAUAAAUUAAAACUAUUUUUUACAAUUUGAUUUGUUAUAUUUUACUAAUUUCCCCUUUCUGAUUUAAAACAUUUUCAGAAAUUAGUAAAAUUUGUUUUGUGCCAAAUUCUUUGAAAAAAAAAUUUUUAGUUAAAAAAUAAAAUAAAUUUUACCCAAAGUAUUUUCAAUUCCUUCUUUAUAUUUUGAUAGUGAAAUAAUUUUAUUUUUUGGAGGUUUUAAUUUGUCUUGUAAAAUAAAUGUUUGAAUUUGAUUAAACAUUUGUUCAACUUUUUGUUGAUUUUUUGAUGA